AUGUACGUCAGAGCGCAUGGAAUGUUCACAGGCGCCGAUGGAGAGGAGGCAGAGCAAAUGGUGAUUGAUUUUGGUAAGAAAUAGGACCUUUUAUACCAUCAAUGGAGCAAAGUUCUCUAGGAGAGGAGUAUAUUACGGGAACUGGACCCGAGAUACCCAAAUAAAGGGCCGACAAGAUGUUUCACUGAGUAUUUAUCUGUCACAAUAGCCAACAAAGGGGCAGAUCACAUAAAAUACAUCUUUCACCUUCCUUGAACCAUUUGUAGAAGUGAGGCCGGCGAGCAAUGGUCGACCGUCCGCUUCCAAAACAACCGAACGACUCUAAUGAAUAUUCCAAGUGAGAAGUCCCAAUGACCGGUCGGUGCGGGAUGCCAAUUUGCAGUUGAGUUAUUCGUGGCGGGAUACAGACGAAGGUUGGGUGUUCUGGCUGAAUUGCGGGGAAUUGCACGGGGAAUUGGCUGGUGGCGCUGCUGGGGUGUGCCUGGUCCUACUAAGCCGUUGAGGUUGAAGCUCAAGUUAAUAACCCAUUAGUCAGCUACGAAUACGCUUGAAUUCUGGCGUAUGACAGACAAGUGGGAGUGAGCAGCAACACUUUUUACACAAGCCUUCCUCCCCCUUUGGACUUUAAACCUACAGUAAUUUCGCCGAACGAUUUACAAACAUCGGAAAAAUUCCUCUGAAUAUUCAUAGCUUUCCGGAGGAAAAGGCCAAAUUCUUGAAUGUUGCCAAUGCCACAGGCGGUUUGACACUACAAGGUCCUGAAAAAUAGACGGAGACAUUGAAUAUUUAUGGACACUGUGGGUUAUAUGCGAUGACGGGACUCCUAUAGCUAAGGUUAGAAAAAGUGGACAUUUUGAAAGUCUCCGUCGAGUCUCCGCUGAGCCUUCGCCGAGAAAUCCAACGGCUUUGCCAUGCCCCGUAGGCACUUACUACAACCUUUUUUUGGGUAUCCACCUGCCCUACACCCCGUAUCGAUCGAUUUUAUUGACCCGAGCUGUCGUCCACCGCCGCGCCUAGCUUAGCCUGCGCUAGGCUAUAUUUAUGACAAAACAAAAAUUUUGUUUUUGACUGUAAAUCCUUUUUAGAAGCCACCGAAAUGACGAAAUACACAUGCACGGCGGUCAUCGCUUACCGAGUGCCUUUUGGCGACAGUUGGUAUUGCAUGUCUCUGUCAGUUUACACUCCAAACAGCUACACGCUUUGGUCGGACAAUUACUGCGGCGAUGUUUUGACCGAUGGCUAUGGAAUCAAAUUUGUUCAUCCGCUCGUCUAUGGGUUCACUUAUGGUAACGGGUCAAGCAGGCGUUUUGAAAAGUUAAUUUUAAAAUUUUAGCGUUUAGCCAGGUGUAA
Messenger RNA from Bursaphelenchus xylophilus (pine wood nematode), 1350 nucleotides. Lineage: Eukaryota; Metazoa; Nematoda; Chromadorea; Rhabditida; Aphelenchoididae. The record is from the annotation of a GenBank genome assembly.